Messenger RNA from Peromyscus eremicus (cactus mouse), 1538 nucleotides. It is a transcript of the gene Angptl6, whose product is annotated as angiopoietin like 6. The record is from RefSeq and is a predicted model, not a curated record. NCBI's taxonomy places the organism in Eukaryota, Metazoa, Chordata, Mammalia, Rodentia, Cricetidae. The coding region runs from base 3 to 1394 and encodes 463 amino acids. The transcript has 5 exons.
CCAUGGGGACUGCUGGGCUGCGCACGCUGCAGCUGCUGCUCCUGCUGAGCGCUUGGCGGGCACGUGGAGGUGCCGCGCGAUGCCGCGUCACGCUGGUACUGUCCCCGCAGAAGGCGACCGGCGCCGUCUGCAGGAGCUCCGACACCUCCCACGACGGCGAACUGGACGCGCUGCGCAUGCGCGUGGGCCGCCACGAGGAGCUGCUGCGCGCGCUGCAGAGGCGCGCGGCCGAGGGAGGUGGGCUCGCGGGCGAGGUGCGCGCGCUGCGUGAGCACAGCCACAGCCUGAACACACGCCUGGGCCAGCUGCGCGCGCAACUGCAGCCGGAGGCGGGGGCGGAGCCUGGCCCGGGGGCGGAGCCUGGCCCGGGGGCGGAGCCCGCUGCGGCGCUCAGUCUGCUCGCAGAGCGCGCGCUGUACGCCGAGGCCGAGGCGCGCCGGAUGGCAGCGCGCCUGCAGCAGCUGGACGCGCAGCUCCGCGAGCAUGCGCAGCUCGUCAGCCAGCACAGCCGCCUCCUGGGCCGCCUGCAGCGCGCGUGCGCGGACCCGGAACGGGGCCAGCAGCAGGUCCUGCCACUGCCUCUGGUGCCUUUGGUUCCUCUGAGUCUUGUGGGCAGUGCCCGAAACAGCAGCAGGAUGCGGGACCAAACUCCAGAGCACCAGAGAGACCAGAGCUCGAGGCGGCCGGAGCCCCCGUCUCCUCCCCUACCUACUGGGCACCUUGCUGUUUCCACCAGGCCGGUGGGCCCAUGGAGGGACUGUGCGGAGGCUCACGGGGCAGGUCACAGGCAGAGCGGAGUGUAUGAGCUGCGGCUGGGCCGGCGUGUGGUACCCGUGUGGUGUGAACAGCAGCAGGAGGGUGGAGGCUGGACCGUCAUCCAGCGGCGGCAGGACGGCUCGGUCAAUUUCUUCACCAACUGGCAGCACUACAAGGCGGGCUUUGGACGGCCAGACGGGGAAUACUGGCUGGGCUUGGAACCCAUGCAUCAGGUGACCAGCCGUGGGGACCAUGAGCUGCUGAUCCUCCUGGAGGACUGGGGGGGCCGUGGGGCGCGCGCCCACUAUGACAGCUUCUCCUUGGAACCCGAGAGUGACCACUACCGUCUGCGGCUUGGACAGUACCAUGGUGAUGCUGGAGACUCUCUCUCCUGGCACAGCGACAAACCUUUCAGCACUGUGGACAGGGACCGAGACUCCUAUUCUGGUAACUGUGCCCUGUACCAUCGUGGGGGCUGGUGGUACCACGCCUGUGCCCACUCCAACCUCAAUGGUGUGUGGUAUCAUGGAGGUCACUACCGGAGCCGUUACCAGGACGGGGUCUACUGGGCCGAGUUCCGCGGUGGGGCGUACUCUCUGAAGAAGGCUGUUAUGCUGACCCGGCUUGUGCGGUUGUGACUGUCCCAUGAGUACCCCCAAGGGCCUUUCUGUCUCCUUGAGCUGGUUUCUUAUAGCAACACGAGGUGUCCACACACCAUGUCUGUCGUUCCUGUGUCUAUCUGGCCAGGGUCACUCUCGGGGCCCACCAUCCUCCUCGUCCUC